Messenger RNA from Agrilus planipennis (emerald ash borer), 8302 nucleotides. RefSeq names its product zinc finger protein 40. Gene Ontology annotation, cellular component: nucleus. Gene Ontology annotation, biological process: regulation of transcription by RNA polymerase II. The transcript is spliced from 10 exons. The coding region runs from base 2047 to 7575 and encodes 1842 amino acids. The record is from RefSeq and is a predicted model, not a curated record. Lineage: Eukaryota; Metazoa; Arthropoda; Insecta; Coleoptera; Buprestidae. Gene Ontology annotation, molecular function: RNA polymerase II cis-regulatory region sequence-specific DNA binding; DNA-binding transcription factor activity, RNA polymerase II-specific; zinc ion binding.
GCAGAAGUAGAUACUUCGUCCCGCGUACAGCGUUGUUUGCUUAAUGUUGCGAUCAUUAAAGCUGGCGUUGUCGUCUGCGUGUAAGAAAACUUGUUAGGUAUUAAAUAGGAUUAUCGUGAUAAUUUUUAUUGGAGAUAAAGACUAAACGUCCAAGGAAUACCCAAAACCAAUAAAAUUUGAUCGAAAAGAUAAAACGAUGUUUAAAAUAUAAAUACAAAUAUUAACAGUAGAAUUAAAGCUUUUAAAUAGUGGGAAUUCAUAUUAACAGAUAAAAGCCACAAAUUAAACGUGACUUUUUCGGUAUCUACAUAUAAAUGUUGUAUGGUUUAUACAUAUAUACAACUAUGUGUGCUCAAAAACUAGGGAAGGCCAGGAAAUCACGUCAAUAAACCUAACCGACCGAACCGUCGUCUUUUUCAUUCAUGAUUACCGCAGGCGAAAAACGAAAUCCAACAAAGACACGCGGGAGAUUCCAAGAGCAAGAUGGAACUAUAACCUGUUAUGCAAAACAAGGACGUAUCACCGGCAACGGAGAAACGCACUGUGCUGAGGAGAUUCCGAGCGUUAGCGAAACCCACGCAUUGAGCUCAAGGAUUGACGGCAGUGACUAUUUCCAUGACAGAACUCCGGACAAUCUCUCGACCAACAAGAAAUACGUUGGUAAUACAAAGGAUAAUCCACAGUUCCGAGAAUUAAACGAUUAUAAUGCAUAUAUACAUCCACUACUGGUUUUGUAUUUAAAGAUACAGACAUUAGCAUUCAUCACAACGUACACAUGCGUAUAUUUAUGCAUGCUGUGUUCAUCUCUUUCUCUCUCUCUCUCCCUGUUCCUCUCGCCUCUCCCACCCCCUUCCCACUCCCUCGUUUAAAUUUAGACCGUGAUGAUGAUAACACGAUUGUCGCCGAUUAAUGCUGAUAAUUAAAAAUCAAAACGAAGUUGCAAACAACACACGUCACUGCGCUGAGUUGGCGUUCGGUACUUUUUACAGCGGCCGAUGCUAAUUGCUUUUUGAAGACCAAUUAAAGGUCGUACAGUAAACACGUUUGCAUUUUCGCUUUCUAAUACUGUAGGUACAUGGGUGUGUACAAGUAUCACCCGACACUGCCACAUUUUUUAUUUUCCGACACUAGGCAGAUUUUAAACGUCAUUACUCAAACAACUACUGAAAAUUUACGACAUUUACUAAGGCUUAAAGUAAACGCAUCUUGUUUUAUGUCUUUAGUUAUUUGCAUCUUGAUUUGAAAUUUAAUCUUUUCAUUGUAUGUUGUAUGUAACGAGUCAAAGGUUAUAGGAGGUAUGAAAUAAGCAGAGAAAUUGACGUCAGUUAAAGUAGAAAAUAAAGAGAAUUGCGGAGUGGCGUGACUGCAACGCGCUACGUUAACUGUGUUUUUCGUUGAGCGAAUUUAUUUUAUUUCCUCUGCUCACUGUUGGAACGUAAAUACAUCUCCGCACUAGCAAGAAUAGUAUGUUAGAAUGAGAAAGCAUCACGCACAAAUCUACCGCAAAUCCAACUAUCGACAGAGAUAAAUAUAAAACAGGUUUGAAAGAUUUCGAAAAACGGCCCACAACAAUAAACAGGGUCGCGCAACGGGCCAAAGAGAGACAGACGAAACGAACGGAAAAGAUACGCGUGUUACUAGAACUUGACUGAAAUUGCUUCGACUCAAUGCCUUAGUCACUGGUGUAAUGUCGAAGAGAGAGAGAGAACUGGCGUAAACAUGGCGCCUUGGGAGCGAGCAUAUCGUGUUUGAGUGGUAUCGUGUACGCGCAGUUUUGACGACGUUUAUCUCCUCUCUUAAAUAUUUACAAAGAGACAGUGAACGAAUAAUAUUAUGUAGUAUGCGUGACGGUGCCACAUAAAAAAUUUAGUGCCAAAACGGGGAUUUUCCGCGAUUCAUGUGCUUGAGCCGCUGUGCUUUAAGGAAUAAUCAACAAAGUCCGCGAACCAGUGCCAAAUAUUUUCCAGUCACAAUAAUGUAAACAAUAGAGUUGGAAGAACAGGCGGUGGAUGCAAAGUCUCAACCGGAUAAGUUCGGUUACUCGAAAUGGAAAAUUGUCCAGACAAAUAUUUGCACAAGAAAUUUAAGAAGCAAUUGAGCUGUGAACCAACCAAUAGUAGUAGGACGCAAGAUGGAAAAGAAAAUUCUACGAACACAAGUCGCGAGAUCAAUUUCAAUAGAACUAAUAGAGACCUGUUACAGGACAGGGUUAGUGCAAAAAACGACGAAUCUGAUGAUAGUGUGCCAACUUUAAUUAAAAAGUCUUCCAUAUCGUCGCUGGUAGUGUCAGUUAGUGUGAAUGAGGGUGCCAGUGAACAAGUGACUGUUGACAGGGCGUUUGCGCCCAAAUCACCUCCACCACCGUCAGACAACGACAGCAUAUCACGUGCUUCAAGGCCAAAUAGGGAACCAGCAUUAUCAAAAACUAAUUUUGAUACGAAUUCGAAUUUUUCGCACAUUUUACCCCCAUCAGUUGUAGAUCAGUCUUCCUCUAGUUUCAUCGACCAGACCAAAAGACCCGUGUACAUAUCUCCUCGCGAAGAGCAACAGUCAGAAAACAAGGAGGUCCCUCCGACAGAAAAAAGUUCCGGGGGAAAAUACAUAUGUUCCUAUUGUAACUUGGCUUGCUCGAAACCAAGCGUACUACAGAAACACAUUCGAGCUCACACGAACGAGAGGCCGUAUCCGUGCCUCAGUUGCGGGUUCAGUUUCAAAACCCGAUCGAACUUGUACAAACAUUGCCGUUCAAGGACCCAUGCGAAUCGGGUAAUGGGCAACAAAACCCAAGAGGUAAAUAACGAGACUGAAGAGUGUCAUAAUCGACCGGACUUGGAACAAAACCAUCUUGAAAACAAUACCGCUUUGGAAAUUGGUAAGGAAAAUACCGACAUAAUCGAAGAAGAAGAUCGAAAUAACGAAAACAAAAUGCUACAGGACGUGAAAUCUAAACCGUACAAGCCGAGGUUUCACACGAAAGUGUUUUACGAAAACACCAACGAAGAGAGCUCGAAACGAAACGUACAAAUUAAACACUCUUCCAAUUCCGAUUACCUUUCUUUGCAUAUCAACGAAGUUAUUAAUAAGAAUAACGCGAUAGUCAACUCUAGCGAGUCGUUUCUUCUACGUAAACGUUCCACUGAAAAUAUACCAGACAGUGAUAAUAUUUAUCACCAUAAAGCGACUUCUUCUUACUUUCCUCAAAACAUGAAUUUAACUGCCGAGGAGAGAAACAGCGACGAACCCCUCAAUUUAUCAAACAAGAACAGGAAGAGAUGCGUGAGCGAAGUCGCCGAACCGGCGGCUCACAAGAGCCUGAUCAAAGAACUGCUUUUAAAAAAUUUGUACGCAGAUACAAAUAUGCAAUGUCCCUAUUGCAAGAUGAUAUUUCAGACUGUGACAGAACUGGAACUGCAUAAACUGAGGAGUUGUAAGGGAUUCACGAAAAGCGACGUCGAAUAUAACAGAAGUAAUUCUGUUAAUGUCGCUUCUUUGCUGACGCACAACAAGAAUGCCUUCGACAGUCUUUCGCAGUUUAGCAGUCCGUUUGCUUUAAAGUCUCCGGGACCUUUUUUGGGCAAAACAAGGUUGGUGGAAUCGGACAAAGGGAAGUCAUUCUCUUUCGACGAUAAUCUGCCGGCGAGUGCCCAUUUUUCGUCUUUUCUCAGUCCGAACGGUUCGUUAAAGACCACCCAACGGUACUCUCUAUCGCCUUUGACCAUCCAGCACGAAAAAGAUAAGAAACCACCUGUUAAAUUAUUCGGCGGUGAGGUGAAAAUCACUCAGAAAUCGGGCGAAACGAAGAGUUUCAAGAUUGACAACCAAGAAGCGGACAGUUUCGACGUGAACACCAAUUUUAUAGAUUACGGCGGAAAACUGCGUGAAAAUACGGUUGUAAAAUCAAGUUUGCAAUCAGGCGGAACCGUUCUACAGGGUAAACCGAAUUACAGAAAGGAAGAUUCAACCAGGUCUUCGCCUGAAGUGAUUCGGGUAUACGAAACAACCGCCUUGUCUCCAAGUAUCGACGUAUCGAACUUGGAGAAGAAAAAAUUCAAUUUCGAACGAGGACAUCACGAUUUGCCAGCGAAUGACCAGUCCAAGAUAAAUAAUAAUAACAGGGAACCGGCCACGCGGCCGCCAGUAACUGACGUUACCGGAAGUUCAAACUUCAAAAUUAAAACCACCACACCUACCGGUCAUUCGUAUAAAUAUACAAAUAUUAUGGAUUUCAGCCAAAAAGCUGCUAAAAUGCUAGCGCCAAACUUGAAGCAGCCGAACCUUGCCGUUCCUGGCAUUCCGAUUCCCAACAGAGUAGCUUUUGUCCCGAAUACUUCUUCGCCGACGGUGGAUACCAAACUCCAGCAAACUUUUUUUGAUCAGCCUAAUAUUCCUGCUGAAAACGACCGUGUUUUUCAUUCAGCCAUCAGGCAAAACAGUUCAGAUAACGAUCAAAGAACUUUCAUACAAAAACAGCACCAACACCUGUCGCCUCUUCCAUCUGAAGUAAUGUUAUCGCCACAAGUACUUGGUUCUAAUUUGUGCAAUCCCGUCAACUUAUUCGUCGACGGGAAAGUUAUUAGAUAUGUCCCAGGAAUUCCAGGACCUUUCGCAGGCGAACCGAUGGUCCCUUCGAGAGGUGGUGUCAUUAGCCAAGCCUCUUCGCGGAUAGUACCUAAAAGUGUCAUGCGAUCUCCGAAGUCUAAACAAGAACCUAGUCUUUCUAAUCCGAAUAAAAUGUUAUUAUCUGAAAAAUCGCCUAUAUCUCCUGUAGUCCUGAACAGUCCAGUCAAGAGUCAGGAUUUUCUUUUAAUGGAAAAGAGGCCUAUAAUUGAAUCUAACGAUAGAUACGCCAGAUCGCCGAAAAUGGAUAAACUAGAAAUAAAAGUCAGUGAAAACAAAAUGACCACAGAACAAAAAUCUCCUUCCAGGGUAUCUGAAGGAAGAUCUCCGAUUCCACCGUCAAAAUCAUUGGAGGUCAUAAGGGCUUCUAAUUCUACCGCUCUGCCUUCCUCUUCGGAAAGCCAGCGAAAAUUUACACGACCCAAUACUUUGGCCUUAAAACCAAGCAUUUCAACUAUGAAACAGCACCAUGGAUUAACUCCAACAAUGUUUAAUCAGAUUCUGAUAAGCCCGGAAACCCCACGGGUGGCCAAAAAGUAUAUUCAGCACUUUCUCAAUGGAAAUUAUUUUAGUUAUUUGGGCUUGAAGAGUUCCACUAAACCCACUUACUGUACUUUAAACAAAACGCAACCUUUUUAUGUGCCGCAUUUUAAAAAACUUAGCAUGUAUUCGGAAUGGAGACAGCAGGAAAGUAAAACUGACGAAUUAUACGUCAGUGCUUACGAUUCUCGUCAAAAACAACAAAAGUUUACGACUGCCGGAAAGACUGCAACCAAUUUGGUGGUCCAUUCCAGUUAUAAGUCAGAGAGGGUUGUGAAAAAAGAAGUGGAUGAUCAAGGAAAAUCAAAUUCUUCUGUAACGGGAGGGUACGAAUCAAAUGAAGAAUACACAUACAUAAGGGGUCGUGGUAGAGGUCGAUACAUUUGUGAUCAAUGUGGAAUACGAUGUAAAAAACCUUCAAUGUUAAAAAAGCAUAUACGAACCCAUACUAAUGAUAGACCAUUCACUUGCAGUCAUUGUAACUUUAGUUUCAAGACAAAGGGUAAUCUUACGAAGCAUAUGAAGAGUAAAUCACACACCAAAAAUUAUGCAGCAAGUAGUAGUUCUUCAGGCUCAGCCCAUCAAAGUGGUACUCAAAGUUCAGAGACCGAUACUGAUGACAGUGGCAUGGACAGUAGUGAUGAAUCAACGCGUCAACAAGAACACGAAGCGGCAUACGGCCUUCUCUCAUUAUCACAAAAUCCACAAAGUUUACCUUCUGGCUCUUCAAUGGAAAAUUUCUCUCAGGGUUUAACGAAAAUGGGAGAAACGACGGUACCUGCGCUAGGCUUAGAUCGAAGUACAAGUUUUAUGAAUACGGAGCAAGUAACGCACGUGAACAAUACAAAUUACGCAAAAAAUAAAAUUCUUGAUCAUCAGACAAUCACUACCUUCAGUACGUUAAGAGUUAAUGCAACAAUUCCGGUUACAACUGUACAAGAAAGUUCCAAAGAAGUAGAAAACUUAACACAGUUUUUAGGGAAAACCAAUACCCAAAGACCGCUUACCUAUCCUUACUUGUCUGUUACCCCCGGGGAAUCACCGACGAAAUCAAAUAAAAUUAUUGAAAAAUCUGCCUCGGAGAAACAACCUCAUAAUUUUAGUGUAAUUUCAAGAAAUUUAGGUCCCGAAUUAAACAAAGUGCGAGAAUUACCUUCUCCACAGACUGUUGAAUUUAAGAAAGUUGCCAUAACAAUAAGCUACGAUCCUAAAUAUUUAGAAGAUGCGAAAACUCCCUCAGAAAGUUCGUUUACAUCAAAACAAGUGAUAGAAUCGGUCAUACCACUUAUUAAAGUGUCUGAUAACAUGCAACCAAACGAAGGCGAUUUCAGAAAACGAAAAAUUAGUGUCUUCGAACCGGAGUUUAAGCCAAAAUUACAAAGAAGCGAUUCGGAUGUAAUGGAUCUUUCUUGUAAUUCAGAGAAGAAUCUUAAAAAUCCACCGCUUUCACAUUGCGAGAAUGGCACCAUUGACCAAAGGACAUCAGUAGCGUCGUAUUCGCCGCAAGUUAUAAAUCUUUCGAAAAGUCAAAAUCUUCCUAGUCCUUCUGUUGCCGAUAAAUGUAAACUUUCAUUUAAGACAAGUCCUAAGGAAUCUUCAACGGAACAGUUUAACAGCGAAAGAGGAAGCGACACUGAAUCUUCGUCAAGAUUUUCAACGAAGGUGCCGGAAAGUUACCCAACGGUAAUGCAUUAUUCGACAGAGUCUUCUGAAAGCUUUAAUUCGGUAGACUAUGACAACAGUGCCAUGCAAACUCUGGCCGAUGUGGCUACGAAGCAAGUCAAGUUGGAAAAGAACACGAUUGCAAAAAAUGUAGCGUCAGCCUUUUUGAAAUUGGCCACGAAGAGCGAAUUUCAGAUAAACGAAAUAAAGAAUUUCAGUUCUUCAAAUAAAGACGUCAAUGAACUCAUCGCAAAGUCUGAAGAGAACAAAAGUUGUUCAAUUUGUCUUAAGAAUUUUAACAAACCCUCACAACUCAGGUUGCACAUGAAUAUUCAUUACUUAGAGAGGCCAUUUCGUUGUGAUUCCUGUUCAGUUAGUUUUAGGACCAAAGGACAUUUACAAAAACAUGAAAGAAGUGCUAGUCAUCAUAAUAAGUUGUCUUCAUCUCCCACUUUAUCGUCGUCUGAACCUAGACCAUUUAAAUGUUCCGACUGUAGUAUUGCGUUUCGCAUACAUGGUCAUUUAGCAAAACAUCUUAGAUCAAAAAUGCACAUCAUGAAGUUAGAAUGUCUUGCAAAAAUACCCUUCGGACUUUAUGCUGAAUUGGAAAGGGCGAACAGUUUACUCACGGAAAUUAAUACAACCGAUGGGGACCAGUGUUUAGAAAGCCUAAAGGCUUUAGCAAAAAAAGUGUUCAUCAAUGACCCAAAAAAGCUGAACCAUUAUCAAGUUUCAAAUACAAACACAGAUAGCUAGUUUUUAGUUUAGGUCCUAUAUUUCAAAUUUUAUAAGACUGACUAUUAAUCUAAACGCAUAGAAAACUAUACAUUUUGUAAAAUUUUUAUGUUUAAAUAAUAUAUAGUAAAUAAUUAUAAUGACGAUAUCGGUCGAUUUUCAUCACAUUUUGAAAUAAAUUUAAUAUUUUGAAAAAUAAAAAUAUUUGCGUUUAAUUUUCAUAAAAAAAAGGUGUUUAAUUCAACGCUGAUUUUCAUUUGUGGUGCAAAAUUCGACUGACGAGGCAAUUAAUUAAUAGAAUUUAAUAUGAGAAGCUUGCUUUAUUUUUACAUAAUGUAGCUAAUGCGUCAAUAUUAGCAUGUGAUACAAAUAUUUUAGGUUUAUUUUACUACGAGAGAAACUAAGAGAUAAAGAUGAAUUUGUAAAUACGGCGCUUUUUAAAAAUAAUGAUUGUAGUUGUUAAAAGUUCUAUUUCUAGGCACUAAUUGAUCUUAAAUACAGAAAGGGUUUGUGGUGGGCAGUGGGGAUGAUUCUGCCACAUGCGGUAUUUAAUUCGUUGUAGUGAAUUGCAUUAUGUUGAUAUUAUUUAUUUUCCUAUAGAUUUUAAGAGCAUUUCAAUUUAUAAACGAAAACAGUCUACAGAUUCCUAAGUUGGAUAUUUUGUAAAUAUGCAGUAGACCAGAAUGUCAUAAGGAUAGUUUGUUAUUUAGAAAAAAUCUGUUACGUUUCUUGUUAAAAAAAGUACAAG